UCCAUUAUUUUUUAGGUAGGCCCCUUUGGAAAAAGUCCAUAUAAGACAGAGAGGCAGAUGAGUUUUCCUCACAUAGUGUAGGGGCUUGGCAGGGCAGGUGAGAAGAAAAAGAAAAAAAUGGUGGAGGAAGUGAGCAACAAACAGGUGAUAUUCAAGGGCUACAUUAAUGGAUAUCCCAAAGAAUCUGAUAUGAUUCUCAAAACCUCCACAAUCAAACUGAAGGUGCCGGAAGGCUGCAGCGACGCCGUUUUGGUGAAGAAUCUCUACUUAUCCUGCGAUCCUUACAUGCGCAGCCGCAUGACCAAAACCGACCACAACUAUGUUCCCAUCUUUACCCCUGCCCAGCCGAUGAGUGGAGAAGGAGUGGGAAAAGUGGUGGAUUCUUCUCAUCCCGAUUUCAGAAAGGGAGAUUUGGUUGCGGGCAUAACUGAAUGGGAGGAAUACAGUCUUAUUAAAUCUACAGCCUUUAUUCGCAAAAUUGAUGAGCAGGCUGGUGUGCCUCUCUCCUACCAUCUCGGAAUCCUUGGGAUGCCUGGGUUGACUGCGUACGUGGGUUUCUACGAGAUAUCAUCUCCAAAAGAGGGCGAAACAGUGUUUGUUUCGGCUGCAUCAGGAGCUGUUGGGCAGCUUGUUGGCCAGUUCGCUAAGCUCUCCGGCUGCUACGUCGUUGGAAGUGCAGGCACCAAACACAAGGUCGAUCUCCUCAAGACCAAAUUCGGGUUCGAUGAUGCAUUUAACUAUAAAGAAGAAGCUGAUCUAGAUGCAGCUUUGAAAAGGCAUUUCCGAGGAGGGAUAGACAUAUACUUUGAUAACGUGGGAGGGAAGAUGCUGGACGCGGUGCUUCCCAACAUGAAUUUUAAUGGUCGGAUCGCGACGUGCGGCAUGAUCUCGCAGUACAACCUGACAGAGGCCGAAGGUGUCACAAACUUGUUUUACAUUAUGGCCAAACAGAUCCGGAUGCAGGGCUUUCUGUGUUAUUAUUACCGCCAUCUCUAUCCAAAGCUUUUCGAUUUAGUUGUGCCGCUUCUCAAACAAGGCAACAUUGCAUACGUCGAGGACGUCGCCCAAGGCCUUGAAACUGCGCCCGCUGCGCUGCUCGGCCUCUUCUCCGGCCGCAACGUCGGCAAGCAGCUCGUGCGUCUUGCCUCCGUCUAGCAUCACUAUUCUAUAUCACACCGCGCGUGAGACGCGCUGUUGCAAUAAUUGUGAUGUCUUAUCUAUUUACAAUUUUCAAACUCAUAAUGUUUAAUUUGUUUCAAAUAAUCUUUAAUUAAUAUCAA
Molecule: messenger RNA, 1280 nt
Organism: Salvia miltiorrhiza (redroot sage)
Lineage: Eukaryota; Viridiplantae; Streptophyta; Magnoliopsida; Lamiales; Lamiaceae
Product: 2-alkenal reductase (NADP(+)-dependent)-like
Exons: 5
Coding region: 118-1155 (345 amino acids)
Molecular function (GO): 2-alkenal reductase [NAD(P)H] activity
Source: RefSeq, a predicted model, not a curated record